Carlito syrichta (Philippine tarsier) is the source of this 3869-nucleotide messenger RNA. It is a transcript of the gene LIMK2, whose product is annotated as LIM domain kinase 2. The record is from RefSeq and is a predicted model, not a curated record. Gene Ontology annotation, cellular component: nucleus; cytoplasm. Bases 393 to 2246 code for a protein of 617 amino acids. Gene Ontology annotation, biological process: actin cytoskeleton organization; protein phosphorylation. Gene Ontology annotation, molecular function: ATP binding; protein serine/threonine kinase activity; protein binding. The transcript has 15 exons. Lineage: Eukaryota; Metazoa; Chordata; Mammalia; Primates; Tarsiidae.
UUCCUCCCUCCCUCCCUCAUUCAGGGGUGGGACUGAAGAAGAAGGCUAACUUGACAGCAGCGCUUCUUAGCUAGUCACCGGCCCCUGCCCAAGAAUGCCUGUGUGUAUAUAGCCUUCGCAGGGAGGUUGUUCUACUGGAGUCAGCCUGAGCUUCCAAGAACUAGGGAGGAGCUGUCCCAGCCAUGAUCCCCUGUGGGAAUUGGCUGGGGGGCAAGUGGCCUGGAAUCCUGACGCUUCUCCAGCUGCUCCAGAGGGAGAGGUGAGCGCGGGCAGACUGCCCGCAGCCAGAGGUGCCGGGAGCCCUGGGCCUGUCAUGGUGGCCGUCUGCAGCCUGCCUGAGGCACUCCCAGACGGGUUUGCAGCUGAGUCUGUUUAUCUGGUGUGGGAAGAAGAUGGGGAGUUACUUGUCAGUCCCGGCUUACUUCACCUCCAGAGACCCCUUUCGGUGUUCAGAAUGCCAGGAUUCCCUCACCAACUGGUACUAUGAGAAGGAUGGGAAGCUCUACUGCCACAAGGACUACUGGGGGAAAUUUGGGGAGUUCUGCCAUGGGUGCUCCCUGCUAAUGACAGGGCCUGUUAUGGUGGCUGGGGAGUUCAAGUACCAUCCAGAAUGCUUUGCCUGUAUGAGCUGCAAGGUGAUCAUUGAAGAUGGGGAUGCAUAUGCUCUGGUGCAGCAUGCCACCCUCUACUGUGGGAAGUGCCACAAUGAGGUGGUGUUGGCUCCCAUGUUUGAGAGGCUCUCCACAGAGUCUGUUCAGGACCAGCUGCCCUACUCUGUCACGCUCAUCUCCAUGCCAGCCACCACUGAGGGCAGGAGGGGCUUCUCUGUGUCCGUGGAGAGUGCCUGCUCCAACUACGCCACCACUGUACAAGUAAAAGAGGUCAACCGGAUGCACAUCAGUCCCAACAACCGCAAUGCCAUCCAUCCUGGGGACCGCAUCUUGGAGAUCAAUGGAAUUCCCGUUCGCACACUCCGAGUGGAGGAGGUGGAAGAUGCAGUUAGCCAGACGAGCCAGACACUUCAGCUAUUGAUUGAACAUGACCCCGUCUCCCAGCGCCUGGACCAGCUGCGGCUGGAUACCCGGCUCUCUCCCCACAUGCAGAAUGCCGGACACUCCCAUGCCCUCAGCACUCUGGACGCCAAGGAGAAUCUGGAGGGGACACUAAGGAGACGCUCCCUGAGACGCAGUAACAGCAUCUCCAAGUCUCCUGGCCCCAGCUCACCCAAGGAGCCCCUGCUGCUCAGCCGUGACAUCAGCCGCUCGGAAUCCCUUCGAUGUUCCAGCAGCUACUCCCAGCAGAUCUUCCGUCCCUGUGACCUGAUCCAUGGAGAAGUCCUGGGAAAGGGCUUCUUUGGGCAGGCUAUCAAGGUGACACACAAAGCCACAGGCAAAGUGAUGGUCAUGAAGGAGUUAAUUCGAUGUGAUGAGGAGACCCAGAAGACUUUUCUGACUGAGGUGAAAGUGAUGCGCAGUCUGGACCACCCCAAUGUGCUCAAGUUCAUUGGUGUGCUGUACAAGGACAAGAAGCUGAACCUGCUGACAGAGUACAUUGAAGGUGGCACGCUGAAGGACUUUGUGCGCAGUGUGGACCCAUUCCCCUGGCAACAGAAGGUCAGAUUUGCUAAAGGCAUCGCCUCCGGAAUGGCCUAUUUGCACUCCAUGUGCAUCAUUCACCGGGAUCUGAACUCACACAACUGCCUCAUCAAGUUGGACAAGACUGUGGUGGUGGCAGACUUUGGACUUUCGCGGCUCAUAGUGGAAGAGAGGAAGAGGCCCUCAGUGGAGAAAGCCACCACGAAGAAACGCACCUUGCGCAAGAAUGACCGCAGGAAGCGCUACACAGUCGUGGGAAACCCCUACUGGAUGGCUCCUGAGAUGCUGAAUGGAAAGAGCUACGAUGAGACGGUGGAUGUCUUUUCUUUUGGGAUCGUUCUCUGUGAGAUCAUUGGGCAGGUAUAUGCGGAUCCAGAUUGCCUGCCCCGAACACUGGACUUUGGCCUCAAUGUGAAGCUUUUCUGGGAGAAAUUUGUCCCCACAGAUUGCCCCCCAGCCUUCUUCCCCCUGGCUGCCAUCUGCUGCAAACUGGAGCCUGAGAGCAGACCAGCAUUCUCAAAACUGGAGGACUCCUUUGAGGCCCUAUCUCUGUACCUGGGAGAGUUGGCCAUCCCACUGCCUGCAGAGCUGGAGGAGUUGGACCACACUGUGAGCAUGCAGUAUGGCCUGACCCGGGACUCGCCCCCCUAGCCCUGGUCUAGCCCCCUGCAGGGGGGCGUUCCACAGCCAGCAUUGCCCCCUCUGCGCCCCAUCUCUGGUUGUGAGCAGGGCUAUCUGGGCUUCCUGUGGAUUGACAGCUUGUCUAGAAGCCAAACAAGCCAUCCCUACUACCUCCCCAGGAGACAAGCAGGCGCAGCACCAGGGAAAUAUAUCUCCACAGGGUUUGAGGCCUGGUUACUGUCUAUAAAUCCAACACUUGCCUGAAAGCUGUGAAGAAGGAAAAAAAAGCCAGGAGGAAUCUGUUACUCAGAUCCACUCAGGAACUCCCUGGUAGUGGGAUUCUGGGAGGCUCUUGCUUACACUAAUCAGCGUGACCUGGACCUGCUGGGCAGGAUCCCCAGGUGUACCUGCCUAUGAACUCUGAAGUCGCUAGUCCAGCUGGAUGCAGCAGUACUUCAAGUGAGAAUGUGGACGAGAGAAAGACUGGUAGCCAAAUGGCACUUGAAGAGUGUGAAAUAAGUGGUGUUCCCCCCUUCCACUCCAGAUCCUGCCCUCCCUGGAGCAGAGGAUGAGGUAGUAGGUUUUAAAGAGUCCUUUAGUGUGAGGUGGAACUGCCAGGGAAAGGGCUGGCUUCCGUUCACCUGCCGGAGAGUGGCUCUUGCCAGCCCAGGAAACUGUCAGUGUGAGGGAGAGCUUCCACCUCAUGUUCUCAAACUUACUGGAUACUGGCUGAGAACUUCUGGGCAACAUCCUUUCUGUCUGUAACAAGUAGUCACCCACAAGCAUAAGAAGAGGCUGUGGCUAGAAAGAAAGAGGCCCUGCUGUCUAGAAAGCACAUAUCCUGGCGGGCUCCUCAGUCAGAAGCCUGACAUUCUGCUUAGAGCUAGAUGGGUUCUGGAUAACAGUGUGGCUUGUUGCAGGCCUUGGGUCUGAGGCAGGAGAGUGGGGGUUUCAGCAGUCUCUUGGGCUUGGCCUUGUAGCAGCCACCAGUCACCCUUUAACAUGCCUGGUCUAGGCAAUUUGGGCUGGCAAGAGUUGGUGGCAGAAUCCCCGAGCUGAGAUGCUGAGAGAGCAGCUCCCUGAGCUGGGCCAUCUGGCUUCUACCUCCUUUGAUGACCGGCCCAGCCUACUAGCUCCUGGCUGCAGCCUCCUGAGCCACAGCCACAGGCACUAGAAAGCCCCGGGGACAUCCUCCAUCUUGGCUCCUGGAGCUCUAGGAACUCUUCAGCACUAGAUUUGCCUCCUCCAAAGUGUCUGUGUGCUUGCACCAUAUUUAACAAAUUAGGAAUGGGUUUGGGGUAUUAAUGCCAUGUGUGGUAAUUGUAUUGCGGUGAGGGGGAGUGAUCCAGGAGAGUGGUUGCUAUUAAUAUUAUCUUGUUAUAUCUAUUGGGUGAUAUGUCAAAUAUUGUACAUAGACCUGAUGAGUUGUGGGAUCAGAUGUCAUCUCUGGCCAGAGGUUACUUGCUACGUAGACUGUACUUACAUGUGAAGUUUGUAAGCUUGCUGUAGGGUUGAGCCCUGGACUCCCAGCCGUAGCACACUUCAACAUUGUGUGACUGGUAGUGCUUCAACUGUCCUCAGCCAGUGUGGAACUGGUAGACCUGAACUGGGCCACUGAGCAGACUAAAUAAAUUCAGAAGUUAAUAUAACCGG